AUGAAGAAGAUAAAAUAUGUAGAUGAUGCUGGUUUUACCUUUAUUGAUCAUCUAAUCUCAUGGUCAGUUAAUGAUAUACUUGAUGAUAACUUUUUCAAUGACAAGGUCAGGAAGAUCCCUUGUCUGUUUCGAUCGACAACCGAGUAUUUCGAUGCAUUUGUGUAUCCUUUGUUAGAGGAGGCACGAGCCGAAUUGUGCUCAAAUUUGUCUAUGUUAUCUAGAGCGCCUUUUGGUAGAGUAGUUUCGUGUUGUAAAGCUACCAAAGAUACUAAAUUACACUUUUUGUACAAUGUUAAGGUUCAUCAUUGGAGGGUUAAUUCUGCUGGUGGAGAUAGCAAAACUUAUAAUGUUUUGCCAGGAGAUGUGUUUGUAUUGAUGGAUUCUGAAUUUGAUGCUGAGGAACCUGUUCUACAGUCGGGGCGAAAAUGUGUUCUAGCAUCUGUAGUUAAUAUGUCUCAGGAUGAUGCAGAUGAGGACACUUCUGCUACUUGUAUCAGAGUGAUUGUGUCUAAAGAGAUUGACAUGAAUGAUUUUGUAAAUAAAUAUUUACUUAUUGUAUUUUUGACUAAUGUGAUUCCAUUUGAACGCAUAUGGAAUGCUUUGCACAUGAAGGAGAACUUGAAGUUACUCGAGAAGGUCUUGCACUGUGAUUCCUUGGAUCAUCCUAGAAAGAAAGGUUUAUGCACAUUAGUCGACUUGGAGAAUGAUUGGACUGACAAAGGAACUGAUGGCAAUGGCUGUUCAGAAACUGAUCAUUUCUGGCUCAACAAACUUGGUUCGGGUUUACCACGUCUAAACCCAUCUCAGAAGGAUGCAAUUUCGGCUUCUUUGAAAAAUAUACAGUGUAAGGACAAGUUUUCUGUUGAACUUGUAUGGGGUCCUCCUGGGACUGGUAAAUCUAAGAUGAUCAGCACAUUGCUAUGCAUUCUGCUAAGGCUUAACUGUAGAGGCCUGGCUUGUGCCACAACAAAUGUGGCAAUUACUGCAUUAGCUAGUCAGGUUGUAGAGCUGUUGAGAGCGUGUUCUGCAAGGAAUUCAGACAAUAGGUUUUGCUCAUUGGGCAGCUUACUUUUGUUUGGGAGCAAGAAGCAGGUAGAUGUAGGUUCAGAUAUUGAAGAUAUUUAUUUGGACUACCGUGUUAAGAAGCUAGCAGAGGUUUUUAGCCCCAUUAGUGGCUGGCGCUGUUCUUUCUCGUUGUUGUUGAAUGAAUUCCAGGAUUUUUCUUCACAGGAUCAUUUUCUCACUGGACAACAUGGUCAGAAUAGGUGCCUUGGCAAUUCAGAGCAACUUCUAUCCUUUCUUAAUUCUAUUAGAGAUCAGUUCAAUGAACUAAUUGGUCCUGUCAAGAGAUGCAUCUCAAUCUUUUGUACCCAUAUGGCAAAAAGUUUCAUUCAGGAACACAAUAUUGAGAACUUGACUAAGCUUUAUGAUUUGCUUGAUUCUUUUGAAAGUUUGCUGUUGCAAUAUAUUGGUCAACUCAGUGGGUUGGCUCCUUGUAGUGGAGUCUUUCAGAAGUCUAUUGUGUAUAUACUAGGUCUUCUCGAAAAGAAGGGAGAUGAAUGCUUUGAUCUUUUACAAAAUCUAAUUGUUUCUUUGGGCAAACUUAAGUUUCCCCAAGUGACAAAUUAUGAUUUCAUCUCGGAUUUCUGUUUCCAAAUGUCAUCCUUGUUAUUCUGUACGGCUUCAAGUUCCUAUAAAUUGUAUUAUGCGCCUAUAAAAUCACUCGAUGUUGUGGUUAUUGAUGAAGCUGCGCAGUUGAAGGAGUGUGAGUCCAUUAUACCACUCCAACUUCCCGAUCUAAGGCAUGCUAUUCUUGCAGGAGAUGAGUACCAGCUACAGGCCAUGGUGAAAAGUCAUAUUUCAGCGAGUGUUGAUUUUGGCCGAAGUUUAUUUCAGAGAUUAGGUUUGUUAGGCUGGUCAAAACACCUACUAAACAUGCAGUACAGAAUGCACCCUUCAAUAAGUGCAUUUCCAAGGAGGAUGUUUUACAGCAACAAAAUUACUGAUGCACCUAGUGUGAAGAGUGACGGCUAUGAGAAACGUUACCUUGAAGGAUUAUUCUUUGGUCCUUAUUCAUUUAUAAAUAUUACAGAGGGAAAAGAAGAAUUUGAUGAUAAUGGACAAAGCAGAAAAAAUAUGGUUGAGGCAGCAGUUGUCCGGGCUAUAGUACUUCGUCUUUACAAAGGAUGGUGCAAAUCACCCUGCAAUAAAAAAGUUAGCAUUGGUGUAAUAUCGCCUUAUUCUGCACAGGUUAAGGCAAUUGAAAGAAUGAUUGGUCAGAGAUUUUCGAAUCUGGAAAAUUUUACAGUGAACAUCAAAUCAAUUGAUGCGUUCCAAGGUGCAGAGGAAGACAUAAUACUGCUAUCUUUGGUCAGAUCUAACAACUUUGGCGAAAUUGGUUUCUUAUCUAAUCCUCAACGACUUAAUGUUGCAUUAACAAGGGCAAGACAUUGCCUAUGGGUGCUUGGAAAUGGGAAGACUUUAGCCAAAGCCAACCUUAUUUGGAGGGAUUUUAUCACCGAUGCUAAAGAGCGGAAAUGUUUUUUCAAUGCUAAUGAAGAUGAAAAAAUAUCAGAAACAAUCAUUUAUGUUAAGAAGGAACUAGAUCAGCUGGAUGAUUUGCUCAGCGGAAAUAGUGUGCUUUUUCGUAAUGCAAGGUGGAAGGUUCUCUUUGCUAGUAAUUUCAUCAAAUCAUUUUCAAAGCUGCAAUCAAGCCAAACAAAGAUGCAUGUGUUUAAUCUUAUAGGCAAACUUUCAAAUGGAUGGCGACCAAGGAAAAUCAAAGUCGAUCCUCCUUGUGAGAGCUCUGUUCGAAUUGUCAAGCAAUUCAAAGUUCAAGGCCUCUAUGUCAUAUGCUCAAAUGACAUUGUUAAAGAAUCAGAAUAUUUCCAAGUUAUGAGGGUUUGGGAUAUUUUGCCAUUGGAAGCAGUGGCCGAAUUGGUUAAGAGAAUUGACAAACACUAUGGUUUAUUCACUGAAGAGUUUGUCAGAUGCUGCAAGAAAAAAUGUAUUGAAGGUACGCUGGAAGUUCCCGUAUGCUGGAGCAGCAACUCUAAUAUUGUUCGGUACAAGAGUUGCAGUGAUGCUGAGAGAACAAGUAUAUCAGAUGACGAUGAUGUAGCACCAAGAUGUAUUGACAAGGCAGAAGUCGAGGAGAGCUUGUUGCUAGUAAAAUUUUACUCUUUAUCUGUCGGUGUAGUGAAACACUUGAUUUCUGUUUCUGAUGGUAGGGCAUUAGAGCUUCCCAUGGAAGUGACAGACAACGAGUGGGAAAUAAUUCAUUACCCAAGAAGCUCUUUUGUGUUAGGAAGGUCUGGCACUGGAAAGACCUUGGUGUUAGUCACGAAACUAUUUCAGAAAGAACAACUAUAUCACAUGGCUUUGGGUGGUUCUGAUGAGGUACAUGGCGAUGCUUCCUUGUGUGAUGACCCAUCAAUUAAGCUUGAGGGUAGAAGCGCUAUUCUGCGACAACUGUUUGUAACAGUUAAUCCGAACUUGUGCCAUACAGUAAAACAACACAUCUCCAAUCUUCAAAGCACUGUUCGUGGAGAAAUCUUGAAUAAGGAAACCUGCAUCCAAGUUUAUGAUGAGACGCAACUAUUUGAAGAUAUUCCUCACUCUUUCUGGGAGAUCCCUGCUGAGUCAUAUCCUCUUGUGAUAUCUCUCAAGAAGUUCCUGCUCAUGCUGGAUGGUACAAUAGGUACCUCAUAUUUCCAUAGAUUUGUGAAAACUAGACAAACUUGUAGCUUAAAAUCAGUUGAGCUGCAAAUGAUGGAAAGGAAAGAAGUAAGCUUUGAUAAGUUUAGUGUCUCAUACUGGCCUCACUUCAAUUCGACUCUUACAAAGGAUCUUGAUCCUUCAAGAGUUUUCACUGAAAUACUCUCUUGUAUAAAAGGUGGAAUAAAAGUUGAACAGGGUAGACUCACUUUAGACAGUUAUAUUCAAUUGUCUGACUGCAAAAAGUCAAGCUUAAGUAGGAACGAGAGGGAGGCCAUAUAUGGUAUAUUCUUGUGCUAUGAGAAGAUGAAGCUUACAAGAGGUGAGUAUGAUUUGUCUGAUGUAGUGAAUGAUCUUCAUCAUCGGUUCAGCCAUCAAAGGUAUGAAGGUGAUGCCUUGGAUUUUGUGUAUAUAGAUGAAGUUCAAGAUUGGACUGUGCGGCAACUUUCUCUUUUAAAAUAUGUUUGCAAGAAUGUCAAAGAAGGUUAUGUGUUUGCUGGUGAUACAGCUCAAACAAUUGCCCAAGGUGUAGAUUUUAGUUUUGAUGAGAUCAGAAGCUUUUUCUAUGUCAAUUUUCUCCAAGGCCCGUGUGUGAAAACUAGUAAACAGGAUCAAGGAAACAUCUGCCCAAUUUUUGUGCUGAAUCAAAACUUUCGAUCCCAUGCUGGGAUUUUAAAGUUAGCUCACAGUGUCAUCAAACUUAUCUACCAUUUCUUUCCAUACUCAAUUGAUAAGGUUAAUCCAGAGUUCAGUCUUAUUGAUGGAGAUGCUCCCAUACUGCUGGAGUCUGCAUCUGGUGAUGAAGAUGUUGUCAUGAAAAUCUUUCAGGACAAUAAAAAUGAUGGCAGGAAUACUGUCAUUUUUGGAGCUGAACAAGUUAUUAUUGUACGAGAUGAAAGUGUGAGAAAUGAAAUGCCAAGCCAUGUAAAAGGACAUGCACUUGUGCUCACGGUAUUUGAGUGCAAAGGCUUGGAGUUUAAGGACGUUCUCUUGUACAACUUCUUUUCAUCAUCACCUAUUAGAGAACAUUGGAGUGUAAUAUAUAAAUAUAUGCAAGAGAAGAACCUUGGCUCAUCAUUUCCACAUUUUCCAAAGUUCAAUCAUGCAAAACAUAGUGGUUUGUGCCAUGAAUUGAAGCAACUAUAUGUGGCCGUCACCCGAGCAAAGGAAAGAUUAUGGAUCUGUGAGAGCCAUGGUAGUCAUGCAGAACCUAUGGCUAAUUACUGGAAAAAAUUGAAUCUGGUCCGAAUUAGACAGUUUGACAAUUCAUUAGCUCAGGAAAUAAUAUUUCCCAGCUCUAAGGAGGAAUGGAAAUCGCAAGGUUUCAAGUUUCUCGAAGUAAGUAACUAUGAGACAGCGGCAGUCUGCUUUGGGCGAGCUGGAGAUACUUACUGGGAAAAAUACGCCCGUGCUACUGGCCUUAAAACAACCGCUGCUCAUAUGCGUGGCUUGAGUUCUGAAGCAGUCAAAAUGCUUACAGAAGCUGCUGAAAUAUUUCAAAGCCUAGAUAACAACAAAGAGGCCGCUAAGUGCUUCUAUGAUGCAGGCAAUUAUGAAAGAGCAGGUGAUAUAUAUCUGCAGCACUUUCAAAGUUCUGAGCUUGAAAAGGCUUGUCAUUGCUAUACCUUGGCCGGUUUUCAUGCACGUGCUGCGGAGAUCUAUGCUGAAAAUUACCUCUACAGAGAAUGUUUGCAUGCAUGUAAUACAGGAAAAUUGUUUAACUUAGGAUUGCAGUACGUACAAAGCUGGAAACAGCUGGCUCUUGAGGAGGGAAGCAUAGACUUGAUAACAUUUGAGCAAGAAUUCCUGAAGAGUUGUGCUCAUGCUUCCUAUAAGAAAAAAGACAAGAAAAAAAUGAUGAAGUAUGUUAAGAAAUUUAGCUCUCUUGAUUCAAUGAGGACCUUCUUAUGGAAUCAAGGGUGUUAUGAGGAGGGAAUUGACAUAGAGAUAGAAAUGGGCGAUAUUCAAGAGGGUCUAAGAAUCGCAAGAAAAGUAGGAUUAUUUUUACGUGAGGCAGAUUUAUUAGAAAAGGCUCAGAAUUAUGAGGAUGCUUCUAGGCUCUAUAUUUGGUACGUGUUUGGUAAAUGUUGUUGGGCAUCUGGUGGAAAAAAUUGGCUCGAAAGAGAUCUUUUGUUGAAAGAGGAAUUGUUGUCCAGAGCUGAAGCUUCUGCUCUCAAUGCUUCAGCUGAUUUUCACAAACAAAUUCAUACAGAAGUUCUGCUUUUGUCAACUCAAAGUACUGGGUUGUCUGAACUGGAGAAGCAGUUAGAAGUCUCCCAAAAAAGCGGGAAUUUGAAAUGGGAGGUCAUAUGUACUAGAAAAAUUCUUGAAAUCCUUCUUCAGACUCAGACUUCACCAUUUAAAUGGGAAUCUGACUCGCGAGAAAUGAUCUCAGGUGGCCAGGUCUCAGUUGAAAAACUGAUAUACUUUUGGUCAUCCUGGAAAGAGAAGAUUUUGACAACCUUGGAACACCUAAAGAGUUUACCAGCACAUGAUAAUCACUGGGACUUCUGUCUACAUUAUUUUGGCGUGCGAAAGCAUCCAAACACUGGUUACUUUAUGCUCUAUCCUGAUGCUGAAUGGGUGUCGAAAUAUCCGAAAAAGAAUAAUCAAAGACUUGGCACAGAACAUUUGGUGACUUCUAUUCGACAUUACUGGUGUUCAGAGUUACUCUCAGUUGGCUGUAAUAUGCUGGAGUAUCUGAAUAUCUUUCAGAAGUUUUCUGCUGAUUCGAUGCCUAUGAUUUGCAAAAGUAGGAUUGUUGAUCAUAUUUUUGAAUGUACCCUUUUUUUGAUGGAGUCGGAUUAUUUAAGGCAAUGGGGUCAAGUGUCAACUGCUCGAAUGUAUUAUGCGACAAAAUGGUAUGCUGCUGCUGUGUUUACCACUGAAUGGUACAACCUUAUCCUACAUGAUCAAGUAAAGAACCGAAGCUCCAUCAUCACACGAAAACUGAGGGCAAAACUAGAUCAUUAUUUGCCUAAUAUGUGAAAGAUUUGAAUUCCAAUCUUUGUUGAGUAAUGUCAGCUAAUUGCAUUGUUUGCUUGAGUUGCUAAAUUAUGUUUGCUAGCCUGGUGUCAAGUAAAUAUCUGAAAUAGCAGACAUUAAUCUAGCUGAAGUUAUUGAUAACACUUUCAUCUUGUCUUAUAUCUUUUAACUCAGGGAAGUGGAUUACCAUUUGUUAGGAUUAGUGUGGAGAUAGAUAAAUACAUGGAGACAUAAGGAGAUUGCAUAGAAGCUGCCUUAUUGUUAAGGUUCGACCAAACUUGUGAAAAGUUCGGUCGAACCCGGUUUUAAGUCAGUAGCUGAACAGAGUUCGGUCGAACCUCCCUGCUCCCUAUUUCGUCGCUUCGUUUUCGGCUUGUGCGAUUUGCUUUAAUCUUAGCCGUUGGAUUGUAUUUUCUACCUAGACUAUAUAUACCUUUUCUAAGCCUCUUUGUUGAUUAUUCACAAACAUUUAAACACAUAGAGAGGUUUUGAGAGGGUUUGUGAGGAGCAUUUGAAUUCUAUACAAUUCAUGCUUGUAAUUCUUGAGUUCAUUCAUCAUCAAUAUUACUCCAUAGUGCAAGGGUGGGUUUUUUCUCCCGGUUCUCGGGUUUUCCCACAGUAACAUUGUCUUCCUUUUACUUGCUUUAAUUCCUUCAAAGUUGUUCUUGAUUGUUAUGCUUGUUUGUUCAUUGCUAUUGUGGGUUGAUUGCAAGUUAGUUGAACACUUUAAUCCUUACACCAUUAACUUCCAUCUUAUGUUAAUAUAUAAUACCCUUUACUGCAUGAGUCCUAUACUCUUUGUGCUACCCUGCCGACUGCCGUGCCCAACUUUGUCAAAUACCUCUUUUUUACAAUAGGAAGAGAAGCUCUAGUUUCCUUAGUUUUGCUCUAUGUUGCCAACCUCAUUCUCAAAUCCAUUACAAAAAAUCAAUGUGAAAAAUAAACUUAAGUGCAAAAAAAAAAAAAAAAAAAAAAGUGUUAAGAAAAUUAUUUUACACCCUUUCCGGUAAGAUUGAUUUAGCUUUUGAUUUUUUAUUACAUUAAUUUCUUAUACGAAGUAUUUCGUAACUUUUAAAUUUUAUGAAGAAUUACUUCUUACACACCUAAUUAUUUGUGUGUUUAAGUUAGCGUGUAUCACAAUCCACACCCUUGACGUGUUCCUGUAAUAUAAAGAAAAUGUUGAUUUACUUACGAAAAUGUCAUAUUGACUGAUAUGUUUCUAUUUACAGAAAUGUCACCAAAUAAACAAUUUUUGUUCAUCACGAUGAUUAACUGGGGCUCCCUCUUAUUUCCACCUAUCUAUUUACGGAAUUCACUUGCAUCGUCUAAAUAUUUUGUUGCACCCACUCUUAUCUUCUUUUUUUUUUGGCAAUUUUAUACAAUAAUUGAGAUUAACAAAAAAAAUAUGGAGGUACUAGCAUAUUACACAAUGUAAAACAACAAUUACUCAUACUGCAUAAACAAAAAAAAAAGAAAAAAUCGCUCAAUAAUUACUCUCUUGGUCUCUUAUUUGUUUUGCCUCAAUUUUCUUUUUAGGCCGUCAUUUUAAUUUCGACCCAUUUUAUUUUUGAACAUAUAGGAUUACACUUUUACUCUCACAAUCACCCCUUUAACCCACUACUUUUCUCUCUCAUCAUUUUUUCCAAUUAAAAGUUAAUAAAGUAACAUUUGUCUAUGGGGUAAAAAAUAAGAAACGAAGAAAUACCUUGUAGUUUAAAGUUUAAACCAAGUUUACUAGCUGAGUAUGAAUUGGGUAUUAGCGUAGUACACAAUGACACAUUGUAGAACAAUACUACGGGGUGCACACAAAAAAUAACUAUGGAGUAGACGUUAUAAAUAUAAUCAAUGGCGGCAAACAUAUGCAGUGUACCCCGUGCCACAACUGCUAAGCUGUAGUGACGUUUCAUCUCUCUCCCCAUCAUUUCCAUUAUCAUCAAUAAUCGCACUUGAAAAUAAACCCAUUUUUUGAAAAUCCCACUUAAAAAUAAAUCAAAAUGACUACCAAAAUUCCUUCAUUUUAACACCCACA
Molecule: messenger RNA, 8731 nt
Organism: Chenopodium quinoa (quinoa)
Lineage: Eukaryota; Viridiplantae; Streptophyta; Magnoliopsida; Caryophyllales; Amaranthaceae
Exons: 13
Coding region: 1-6705 (2234 amino acids)
Molecular function (GO): helicase activity; hydrolase activity; ATP binding
Source: RefSeq, a predicted model, not a curated record